Molecule: messenger RNA, 156 nt
Organism: Fusarium vanettenii 77-13-4
Lineage: Eukaryota; Fungi; Ascomycota; Sordariomycetes; Hypocreales; Nectriaceae
Exons: 1
Source: RefSeq, a predicted model, not a curated record
UCCUUCCUAGAUAAUAUUUGCGUUAGGGGACCCACAAUAGACUAUAACAAGGAGAAAGUAGCGCUAAGAAUACGCCAUUUCGUUCUAGAGUAUUUAAUCAACCUCGAUAAGGUACUAAUAAAUAUUAAGCUAUUUAGUUACAUAGUUAUAGGCUAG